Messenger RNA from Mesoplodon densirostris (Blainville's beaked whale), 1367 nucleotides. Its product is annotated as V-type proton ATPase subunit C 1-like. Gene Ontology annotation, cellular component: lysosomal membrane; vacuolar proton-transporting V-type ATPase, V1 domain. Gene Ontology annotation, biological process: proton transmembrane transport. The transcript has a single exon. Gene Ontology annotation, molecular function: proton-transporting ATPase activity, rotational mechanism. The record is from RefSeq and is a predicted model, not a curated record. NCBI's taxonomy places the organism in Eukaryota, Metazoa, Chordata, Mammalia, Artiodactyla, Ziphiidae.
UCUCUUGAUUUUGGAAGAAAUAUCUGGUAACCAACAUGACUGAGGUCUGGCUUAUAUCAGCUCCUGGGGAGAAAACCUGUCAGCAAACAUGGGAGAAAUGGCAUGCGGCAACUACGAAGAACAACAAUCUUGCAGUUACUUCAAAGUUCAACAUUCCUGACUUAAAGGUUGGCACACUGGACGUCUUGGUUGGUUUGUCAGAUGAACUGGCUAAACUGGAUGCAUUUGUAGAAGGGGUGGUUAAGAAAGUGGCUCAGUAUAUGGCUGACGUAUUGGAGGAUAGUAAAGAUAAAGUUCAGGAGAAUCUGUUGGCCAAUGGAGUCGACUUGGUUACUUAUAUAACAAGGUUUCAAUGGGACAUGGCUAAAUAUCCAAUCAAGCAGUCCCUGAAAAAUAUUUCUGAAAUAGUUACCAAGGGAGUGACUCAGAUUGACAAUGACCUGAAAUCUCGAGCAUCCGCAUAUAACAACCUGAAAGGGAAUCUUCAGAAUUUGGAAUGAAAGAAUGCAGGAAGUUUGCUAACUAGAAGUCUAGCAGAAAUUGUGAAGAAGGAUGACUUUGUUCUUGACUCAGAGUAUCUCGUCACAUUACUGGUCGUGGUUCCCAAGUUAAACCACAAUGACUGGAUUAAGCAGUAUGAAACAUUAGCUGAAAUGGUAGUUCCAAGGUCUAGCAAUGUUCUCUCAGAGGACCAAGACAGUUACCUGUGUAAUGUCACCUUGUUUAGGAAGGCAGUUGAUGACUUCAGGCACAAAGCCAGGGAAAACAAAUUCAUCAUUCGUGACUUCCAGUAUAAUGAAGAGGAGAUGAAAGCAGACAAAGAAGAAAUGAACAGGCUUUCUACCGACAAGAAAAAGCAAUUUGGACCACUUGUACGGUGGCUGAAAGUGAAUUUCAGUGAGGCGUUUAUUGCGUGGAUUCAUGUAAAAGUGUUGAGGGUUUUUGUUGAGUCUGUUUUGAGGUAUGGCUUGCCAGUGAACUUCCAAGCAAUGCUCCUUCAGCCCAAUAAGAAAACAAUGAAGAAACUAAGAGAAGUAUUAUAUGAAUUGUAUAAACAUCUAGAUAGCAGUGCAGCAGCUAUUAUUGAUGCUCCUAUGGAUAUUCCAGGCUUAAACCUGAGUCAACAGGAACAUUACCCCUAUGUGUACUACAAGAUCGAUUGCAACUUGCUGGAAUUCAAGUAAAAUGAGCCCCCCAGAUAGCCCUGCCCUCAUGUCGGUGUCGGUGUUUGCUAACAGACAUAGGUUGUAGUAUGGCUGUACUUUUAACUCUCUCUUACCCCUUGCUUGCUUCUCACCCCCUUUCCUAUUCACGUUCUCUUGUAGUGGUCCAUUUGUCAACAUUUUGUUUUUAAAAGGAAACUAUAU